Molecule: messenger RNA, 2309 nt
Organism: Eupeodes corollae
Lineage: Eukaryota; Metazoa; Arthropoda; Insecta; Diptera; Syrphidae
Gene: Rala
Product: ras-related protein Ral-a
Exons: 6
Coding region: 426-1031 (201 amino acids)
Biological process (GO): Ras protein signal transduction
Cellular component (GO): plasma membrane
Molecular function (GO): GDP binding; GTP binding; GTPase activity
Source: RefSeq, a predicted model, not a curated record
UCUAUUUUUCUCACUCUUCCCAGUAAGGUACGCGCGGGUGCAGUGUUAUUUCGAAUUUCGCUUGACGGAUGGAUUUGCUCAUUUUUUUUAUAUAUUACACUUAAUUUUACAAAUAUCAAAAAUCUCAAAGUGAUAGUGUGAUUCCAGAAGAUAAAUUUAAUUGAAGAACGAUAUCUUAUCAAUUCAUUCCUGUUAUUCGCAUUGAUUUUGUUAAAUAUUCUAAAGUCUAAAGUCUGUUCAAAACUUAAGGCGUUGUCCAGUCGAAGCAGCAGUACAGCAUUGGUUUUGUUUUUUCUCUGCUAUCUGCAUUGCAUUGUGCCGUCGUCGUCGUCGUUUAUGUGAUUUAUGUUAUUCGGAAAUUUGGGAUUUAAAUAAAAAAAAGUGAUAAGAACUCAGUUAACUUGAGACAAAAAUAUCUUAAAACUAUGAGUAAAAAACCGGUAACAGGUCCAGCCCUCCAUAAAGUUAUUAUGGUUGGCAGUGGUGGCGUUGGGAAAUCAGCACUGACUCUUCAAUUUAUGUACGACGAAUUUGUGGAAGACUACGAACCAACUAAAGCGGAUAGUUAUAGAAAAAAGGUAGUGUUAGAUGGUGAAGAAGUACAAAUAGAUAUAUUAGAUACAGCUGGUCAGGAAGAUUACGCUGCAAUAAGAGAUAACUAUUUCCGAAGCGGUGAAGGAUUCCUAUGUGUAUUUUCUAUAACAGAUGAUGAAAGCUUUCAAGCCACGCAAGAAUUCAGAGAACAAAUUUUGCGGGUUAAAAAUGAUGAGAGCAUACCAUUUCUGUUAGUUGGAAACAAAUGUGAUUUGAAUGAGAGGCGUAAAGUACCACUUAGCGAAUGCCAGUCUCGAGCUCAUCAUUGGCAAGUUACAUAUGUUGAAACAUCCGCAAAAACAAGAGAAAACGUUGACAAGGUGUUUUUUGAUUUGAUGCGUGAAAUAAGAUCACGAAAAACUGAAGAUUCAAAAGCAACAAGUGGGAGAACUAAAGAUAAAUGCAAGAGGCGGAAACUUAAGUGUAUACUAAUUUAGAUAGGUGUUUUAUGAUCUUAUCAGGGAUAUAUCAUCUCGUAAAAAACAACGCCUAACAGAUGUACGACAGCCUACAAAAACAAAAUCCCGUUGCUGCCAAUUGUUGUAAUAUCUUUUAUCUUUUCCGAGAAAGAUAAACAUUCAGCAAAUGAGAACGCUGAAUACAAAAUAUACAAAAAAUUUAAACAAAAAUGAAUAAAAAAAAUCAUCACUUAUGUAUAAUGUAGAAUUAAGAAAGUAACGAAAUCAUUCAAGACUUUGGUAUUUCUUAACUACAGAGUUACAAAGAAAUAAAUUAAGUUCGAGCCGCAUGUAAAAAUGUUUGUAAUUUUUUAUUUAUUCAAUAAAAAAUAAUAAAUACAAAUACAUAAUAUCUAAAUAACAGAAUAAUCUAUGAGCAGAAUAGUAGAAUUAGCAUUAAAACAUUCGAUACACAUUACAGUUAGUUGCUCAUAAUAAUUAUUUUUAAUUUAAUCACUUAUUGUUCACCUAUCCUAUACACUUUCUAUUGCCUAAUAUGUAUGUGAUUUUUCUUAUCCCUUUAAAAUUAAUCAAAAAUUAUUAUCUUUUCGUUCCAAUUUAUAAAUUUUAGUACAUGCAGGUGCAUUUACAUUUCAGAUAGUAGGAUUUUUUUGUAUAAUGUACAUCUUUAAGUUACUUGUUGGGACUUCAGUAACGACACCUAAAAGUAAAACAUGCAUUUACAAUAAUUUGAUAAUUUAAAUUUGCAUUUAUGUAUAUACCCUGUCUUUGUUAAAUAUUUAUACUUUUAAAACUGCGAUUGAUAGUUUAUUCAAUUCAAACUCAAACUCAAUUGAUAUUUAUUUAUAUGUUAAUGAAAAUCGAUAUUUUCAUAUUACAGUGCUUUAUAAAAAUAAAAACUUAAGUCUAAAACUUAAACACUUUUUAUUCUGUUAUACCUACAAAAUGGAUUAUGUAUAUUUCUUUCAAAUUUUGUUAAUUAUCUUUAAACGUAAAAUCUAAAUUAAAUUUUAAAACAUCACGUUACAAAUUCUAUUCAGUGAUGCCGUAAAAUAUUGAUCAAUUGGUCCAUUUCAAAACCGCUCAUAUUGAAUUCCAUAGCAAAAACAGCCUGUCCUAUCUUAAGCACUUUCAACUUAGCACUUUUUUACUGCCCUCUGAUGAAUGGCUUAAAAUUAUUAAACAAAGCAUUAAACUAAAAAUCUAAAUGAAAUAAAUAUACAAAAAGAUAUUAAUGGUUAAUUAUGUAUGCAAUUAUAAACAAUAAAAUAGAAUUUAUACAACACAACAAUACAA